AUGCCAACGAGUUCUCGUUUUCGCAUUUCUUCUAAAAAUAUUUUUCUAACAUAUCCCCACUGCUCUCUUACAAAAGAGGAAGCUCUCUCAAUUAUUCAAAACCUAAAUACCCCAGUAAGCAAGAAAUACAUCAAGAUUUGCAGAGAAGUUCAUGAAAACAGGGAGCCUCAUCUCCACGUGCUUAUCCAAUUCGAAGGGAAGUACACAUGCACGAAUAACAGAUUCUUCGAUCUUGUCUCUCCAACCAGGUCAACACAUUUCCAUCCAAACAUACAGGGAGGUAAAUCCAGCUCCUACGUGAAGUCGUAUAUCGAGAAGCACGGAGAUACAAUUGAUUGGGGAGAAUUCCAGAUCGAUGGAAGAUCUGCAAGAGGGGGUCAACAAUCGGCUAAUGAUGUUUACGCAGAAGCCUUAAAUUCUGGGUCUAAAACAACAGCCUUAGAGAUAAUUAGGGAAAAACGCCCAAAAGAUUAUUGUUCACGUUUUCAUAGAUUAAAUGCUAAUUUGGAUAGGAUAUUCCAGGCUCCACCUGCAAUAUAUGUUUCUCCUUUUGUAUCCAGUACAUUUAACAAUGUACCUGACAUUCUUCAAGACUGGGUUGAAGAAAACGUUGUUAGUGCCUCUGGAAGGCCUGACCGACCUAUGAGUAUAGUUGUAGAAGGUGAUACUAGAACUGGAAAAACAACAUGGGCUAGAUCAUUAGGCCCACACAAUUACUUGUGCGGUGAUUAUGAUUUAAGCCCAAAAACUUACAACAAUGAUGCCUGGUAUAACGUCAUUGAUAACGUUGAUCCGCGUUAUUUAAAACAUUUUAAGGAAUUCAUGGGGGCCAAAAGUGAUUGGCUGUACAAUAGAAGAUACGGAAAGCCCUUUGAAAUUAAAGGCGGGAUACCCACAAUCUUCCUUUGCAAUCCAGGACGCAACUCAAGUUAUAAAGAGUUUCUUGAUGAGGAUAAGAACGUAGCUAUUAAGUCCUGGGCUCUCAUAAAUGCAAUCUUCGCAUUCCUCACCCAGCCAUUAUUCAUCCCUGGUUCACCGCCAAGCCAAGCAAAUCAAGAUGAAGCCACGGAGGAAGAGGAUUGCUUGCUUUGA
This is a messenger RNA of Lactuca virosa, 1092 nucleotides long. NCBI's taxonomy places the organism in Eukaryota, Viridiplantae, Streptophyta, Magnoliopsida, Asterales, Asteraceae. The record is from the annotation of a GenBank genome assembly.